Molecule: messenger RNA, 2390 nt
Organism: Musca vetustissima
Lineage: Eukaryota; Metazoa; Arthropoda; Insecta; Diptera; Muscidae
Product: transcription factor mef2A
Exons: 8
Coding region: 18-2306 (762 amino acids)
Cellular component (GO): nucleus
Molecular function (GO): RNA binding
Source: RefSeq, a predicted model, not a curated record
ACACUCAACCUGCCAAAAUGAAGAUGUCAAAGUUAUCUAACCAAACCAACUCCCAGGAUCCACAGGCUGUUAAUUCGCGUAUCUUUGUGGGCAAUUUGAAUACGUUUCAGUGUUCCAAAACCGAUGUGGAGCGUAUGUUUCAGAUUUAUGGACGUCUUGCAGGAAUAUCAAUGCAUAAAGGUUAUGCAUUUGUGCAAUUUACAAAUCCUUUUGAUGCUCGCAAUGCCUGCCUUGGUGAAGAUGGCAAAAUGGUCUUAAGCCAGACAUUGGAUGUCAACAUGGUGGCCGAACCCAAAGCCCAUCAAGUGGGACGUAAGCGACAAAAUAUAAAUAAAACUGGCAAUGAUUGGGACUAUUUUUAUGAUAGCUAUUACGCCUCAACCAUGAAUCGCAACAAUUCCAUACGACCGAAGAAACGUAAACGCCUUAUGAGCAAUUCCAGCCGCUUGGUUGGCUUGAGUGAUGCUGUCAGUAGUACGAAUCUAAAUGCAGCCAUGGCUGCAGCCUCAAUGGCUCAACAACAGCAACAAUUGGUGCAACAUCAACAGCAGCAGCAACAACAUCAUCAACAGCAACAGGCAGCAGUUGUGGCCAUGGCCGCAAUGGCCAAUCUAUUGCCCCAACAACAAAUGUUGCUGCAUCAUCAACAGAGUAUGCUGACCAAUGCUAAUGGCACAGCAGCAACAUGUAAUGGUGCCACCACAGCUCCCCAUCACGCCAGCUUAAGUAUGUAUCUGCAACAGCAACAACAACAGCAUCAUCAGCAGCAACAACAACAAGCAGCAGCGGCAGCUGUUGCCGCCGCACAAUAUGCCGCCGCAGCUACAAAUAGUUCGUUGCAAUUGAAAAUGUCAUCACCAUUAAUGGCGGGGCCCACAGGGCAGGCUGUUGCAUCAACGAAUUCAUUGCUUACCCAUGACAAUGAUCAAUUACUGUCGGCGGCGACAACAACAGCAUCCAAUAGUCAUCAGUCACAUUUGCAGCAACAGCAACAUACAUCAGUAGCAGGUACACAUCUCAUACAGCCAUUGUCACUGUCAGUAGCAGCACAACAACAGCAGCAGCAUCAAAGUCAUCAUCAUUAUCAGCAGCAAAUUCAAAAACAUCAACAACAGCAGCAUCAACAACAACUGCAAUAUGAACAAACCCAGCAGCAUCAACAGCAGCAACAAGAUGAGCAAGAUCAAUUAUCGCUGAAUAAUGCAUGGGGACCAUUUAAAGUUUACAGCAAUCCGGACACAUUAAUCUGUGGCAAUUGUCGAGAAUGUUUCAACGAACUGGCUGAAUUAUUAGACCACAAGAGAACUUAUUGCAAACUACGAUUCACAUGCAAAUGCCAAGAUCUAACGAUGCCAACAAGAAAUCCAGUCAUUGGCGCUAAAUUGUUGUGUGCCGUAUGCAAGGAUGCCUUCACCAAUCCCUGGGACCUAAUGGUGCAUGCUCAGGCCGCCCAUAUGGUCAACAUUUAUGAAUUGGGCACUGAACCCAAUAACAACAGCAGCAACGCGGCCAACAAUAACACUGCCAAUGGCAACAACAAUGAGGAUGCCAACCUAACGGGGACAGAUGCAUUAGCAUCGACGGCAAAUGGCAACGCCAAUGAGCCACCCAAUAACAAUGGUCUACAUUGCAACAACACUGACAAUGACUCGAACAAUAACAACACCAAAAACCACAAUGGUAUCAUCAUAUCGCGUGAUGCAAAUUGUUUCUCUCUAACCGGUAAAAUGGAACCCCCCAUCACAUUGGCCACCACAUCGGCUUCAUCAUCAUUAUCUUCGUUGUCGCCGUCAUCGUCGUCAUUGACAACAGUGGCCAAUAUAACAGAUACGGAUGCUGGAGUAAUGAGCUGUGUCGCCAAUGACACCAACAACAUUGCGUGCAAUGGCACUGCAAUGUCGCUGGAACUGGGUCACUCGAGUGAUACAGAGACUCAUUUGGAGCUUAAAUUUGGCAUUUGUAAUAGUCCUAUUGCCACAAUUAACAACAAAGAGGAACCCGUAAUCCGCGACGAUGGAUCUCUGGAUGAACGCAUGUCAGAUGAUGUAAAAAUAUUACGCAGUAAUGGCUCCGUAUCAUCACGUGGUAGUACGCCAACCAUGACGGACAAUGAGGAUGCAACGCGAAUGCAACAAAGGGCCUGCAUUGUACGCACUUUAAGCUUUGAGGCCGCCGCCACCACCACCAGUGUGAGCACUCCGCCCACAACAACGGCCACACUUGGCUUAAUAACCAACAACAGUUUGGCUUUAGGCUUGAAUAGCAGUAGUGCGGUGUCAUCCGCAGCUGCUGUGGCGCCACAAUAGGGCAUACCACAGGCUCAAGCCUCACAAACUCGCACAUUUAAAUUCCCGAAAAACCGCAGAAAAAAAGUAAAAAAUUUCAUCGGU